AUGACCGUCGAGUGCUAUUUUAAAGAUAGUUUUUGCCCUGCAAACUUUGAUUCGAAUGAGUGGAAUCCAUACCAGCGUAAUCCUCGCGUGGCUCAUCACGCAAAUGGACAACUUAACUGUGAAAAACCUGACAUUUACAUAUGCGAGGAACCGCCAAAUCCAAUAUCGACGGAUGCCGGAAAGGCUUGCAAUUACCGCAAUAUUUGGUACCAUGAGCAGGUUUUUAGAUGGGUCGCGGGAAGGGGAUGCCUUUUCUACACUCCAGACUUUCUUUACGUGGGGGGUACAAACCCUAUUAAUUUGAACGCAGCGUGUGUCUAUAGGAAUAUGCUCGCACCAUGCUUGGAAGUUGUUAAAGAGGAUGGCACCUGCGGUUGCUAUCCGUUUGAUCCCAGUUUCGAAGAGGUUGCAGUAACAGUACGUAAAGCAUUAAUACCAUCAGCUCAAAGACGAUGGGAAAACUGUUAUUAUGCAGCUAGUGACUGUUGUAGUCACUUUAUGGAUGGAAAUAUGGAUGCCAAUGGAACAGACGACCAUGUGUGUCACUGCGUACCAACAUUCGACGCCUGGUCCUGUUGGGGUGCUGCACAAAAUGGCACCAUUGCUGAAAAUGUGUGCCCAGAGUUUGCCUACUCAAACUCCGGGCCUUCCUGUUAUCAUUACAGCACAAAGGAGUGCUACUCGAACGGCACGUGGGAGCAGCGCACGGAGUACGGCUCGUGCAGCGUCACGCCGCGGCUCGUCGGCCGCUACGGCUACCACGUCGCCAUGCUGGCGUUCUCCAGCGCCUCGUGUCUUCCCGCCAUCUUUAUAUUCUUCAUCUACAAGCGGCUGCGCGUCAUUCGCGUAGCUUUACACAGGAACCUGCUCAUCGCUAUCGCUGUGAGGAAUAUCCUCGUCAUAGUCAGUAGAACUGAGAUCUACAUAGACGAGUUAACCAGCAUAGAUGACACCGCAAUGUCUGUCCACAGCAUAGCUUGUAGAGUUCUAGCAGUGGCGGAGCGUGUUGCUGGUAACGCAGUGUUUGUGUGCAUGUUAGUAGAGGGAAUUUAUUUGCACAGACUGAUAGUAGCAGUUUUCAGACAGAAGUUAAAUGUGUCAUUGCUAUAUGGAAUUGGAGCAGUUAUCGCCAUAGUCCCCGUUGUUGCAUGGGCAACAGUAAUGGGUCUACACAACGACCAUUCCUGCUGGGUGGUGUAUACAGUAGAGCAUAUACAGUGGAUACUAGACGGUCCACGGAUAUUUAUCUUAGUUCUAAAUACAAUAUUAUUCAUCGAUGUGUUAAGAGUUUUACUCACAAAACUUCGGAACUCGGAAAACGCUAACCAAUUGAGCACGGCAAAAGCAACGUUAUUCCUUAUGCCGCUAUUCGGGACUCAGUUCAUCUUCACUGCGAUCAGACCGAACACGACAAAUUGCUUGUACGAGCAGGUGUAUUACUUUGUAGCUUACACGAUAGAGGGCUUGCAGGGGUUGCUCGUCUCUUUACUCUACUGCUACGCUAAUAAAGAGGUCCACGCACUUAUAAAAGCGACGUAUAAGAAGACAGAGAACGUAGUAGUUUCGCAUAUAAGAGGCUCAAACUAUCCCAGAAAUAGUGUCGAUCCUCAAUCAGAUCGAAGACAUACAUACAGCACCGGUCUUCAUUCCCAAAACACAGACUACAUGAAGAACAGAUAUUCAACAAUAACACCCAAAUUACACGUCGCUGAAAUAAUUUCUAUACAAGCAAGCGAAAGAUUAGCAGAAAUACUAGAACCUGUGUAUGAAACUAUUGAUAAUGGUAUUGUAAAUGAAGGCUACGAUUACUUGGAACGGUCUGAUAAUGACUCGGGGUAUAUGCCUAGAAACUCUAAAGUAGAAGAAUAUUAUGGCUUUACAAAUGCAUCUAGUAUUUCUAUAGGAUGUCCAGAUUGGCUUAAAUUUGCGUCACCACCUGAAAGUGUAUACAAUAAUUCAAUUGACACAUCCGACGUACUGAAUAAAGAUAAAACUGUGAUACCAUUGGUAAACGACGGAGAUGCAUCAGUAGAUCAAAAACAACAAGAAAAUAUAUCUUUGUCUGAAGUAAAUGGCUAUAAGAGUCCGAUUGAAGUCAAUUCUGAUAACGAUAAUGCAAAUGCAUCAACAGAGGUCGAUAGGACCGUACCAGAAAUAGUUACAGAUAUAGAAUUAAAAAAUUCUGACGAUAAAACAAUGCUAGAUGAAAUAAUGCAAUAUAUAGUUACAAAUAGGAACGAAGAUGUUAAGCUGAACCCUGAACUUCUGUUACCUAAUAGACCUGAUGGGGAGAAAAUUGUAUUUUUAGAUCCCUAAAUAGUAGAUUUAUUUUGUAGUCUUUAUUCUUCGCUGACUUACUUUAGAUUACAAAUUUGUUUUAUAUACUAAACGUAAUUUUAUUAAUAUAAUAUUCAGAUA
Melitaea cinxia (Glanville fritillary) is the source of this 2418-nucleotide messenger RNA. RefSeq lists its product as uncharacterized. The transcript has 11 exons. Gene Ontology annotation, cellular component: plasma membrane. Gene Ontology annotation, molecular function: G protein-coupled peptide receptor activity; peptide hormone binding. Bases 1 to 2316 code for a protein of 771 amino acids. Lineage: Eukaryota; Metazoa; Arthropoda; Insecta; Lepidoptera; Nymphalidae. The record is from RefSeq and is a predicted model, not a curated record. Gene Ontology annotation, biological process: cell surface receptor signaling pathway; adenylate cyclase-modulating G protein-coupled receptor signaling pathway.